ACUCCCGAAUCUCACACUCUCCAAAACCCUCGAUACUCUCUCUUUCCGUCUCUCACUUUCACUUUCCCUCUCCUCUUAAACAUGGAAGAAGAAGAUCUGCAAAAGGUUACAGAUCUCGUAAAGGAAAUGGUCUUUCGAUUGCUCUCGCAAAGCCCUAACCCAAGCCCUCAAUCCCCAGAUUUCCAAAAUUCUCUACGCUACGCAGUUCGCAUUCUCUCAAGCCGUUUGACACCUUCCAUUGCACCCGAUGCUGCCGCGAUCGCCGAGUCAAUCAAGCGGCGCCUUGCCACCCAAGGUAAUUCCUCUCAGGCCCUCACUUUCGCUGAUCUUUACUCCAAAUUCGCAUCUAAAAUGGGGCCCGGAAGUGUAAACAACAAGUGGGCGGUGCUUUAUUUGCUCAAAAUUAUAUCCGAGGAUAGAAAGAGUGCAAUAAAUGGACCCGAUUCCACAGUUUUGUUGCCUAAUUUGGCGUAUUCAGAUGCUGAACAAGGGAGUGAUUCAAGGGCUUUGCUUGGUAGGGAAAGUAGAGAAAAAGGGUGGAACAAUGGGGUUUUGUUGGUGGCAAAAGACCCGGAAAAUUUACGUGAUAUGGCAUUUAAGGACUAUGUAAAUUUAGUGAAAGAGGAGAAUGAGGUGUCUGAGGAGGCCUUAGUAAGGGAUGUAUUGUAUGCUUGCCAAGGAAUUGAUGGCAAGUAUGUGAAAUUUGAUGCCAGCAUGGAUGGAUAUGUAUUACUGGAUUCAAUUAAGGUUCCCAGAGCAACUAGGAUUAUGGUUAGGAAGCUAUGUGAACUGGGUUGGUUAUUUAGAAAGGUUAAGGGUUAUAUUUCAGAGAGUAUGGAUGGGUUUCCUGCCGAAGAUGUGGGAACUGUUGGGCAAGCACUUUGUGCUGCCUUGCAAGAUGAGCUUUCAGAGUACUAUAAGUUAUUGGCUGUUCUUGAAGCACAGUCCAUGAAUCCAAUCCCAUUGGUUUCAGAGUCGGCAAGUUCAGGAAAUUAUCUGUCGUUAAGGAGAUUGUCAGUUUGGCUUGCUGAAGUGAUGGUGAAAAUGAGGUUGAUGGCUGUUUUGGUUGAUAAGUGUAGAGUCUUGAGAGGUGGGGCAAUGGCUGGGGCCAUUCAUUUGCAUGCCCAGCAUGGUGAUCCCCUCGUGCAUGAGUUUAUGAGGCGUUUACUACAGCGGGUGUGCUCUCCGCUUUUUGAAAUGGUGAGAAGUUGGGUCUUGGAAGGGGAGCUGGAGGAUAUUUUUGUGGAAUUCUUUGUUGUAAGCCAUCCUGUGAAAGCAGAGUCACUUUGGAGAGAAGGUUACCGGCUCCAUGCGGGGAUGCUUCCUUCAUUUAUUUCACAAUUGCUUGCUCAGCGCAUAUUGAGGACAGGCAAAUCUAUAAAUUUCCUUCGUGUUUGUUGUGAUGAUCGUGGUUGGGCUGCUGCUGCUACUGAUGCUGCAGCUGCUGCGGGUACCACAACUGGAAGAGGGAGUUUAGGAUAUGGUGAAACUGGUGCUCUUGAAUCUCUUGUUGCCGAAGCAGCAAAGAGAAUUGAUAGGCAUUUAUUGGAUGUCAUGUACAACAGGUAUAAGUUCAAGGAACAUUGUCUUGCUAUCAAGCGUUAUUUACUGCUGGGGCAAGGUGAUUUUGUACAGUAUCUGAUGGAUAUUGUUGGACCAGAUCUUUCCGAGCCUGCUAAUACUAUUAGCUCAUUUAAGUUAGCAGGGUUGCUGGAAACUGCAAUCCGCUCAUCUAAUGCUCAGUAUGAUGAUCCUGAUAUCUUAGAUAGGUUGAGGGUUAAAAUGAUGCCUCAUGGAACGGGAGACAGGGGCUGGGAUGUAUUCUCAUUGGAAUAUGAUGCUAGGGUUCCACUAGAUACUGUGUUCACAGAGUCUGUCAUGGCAAGAUAUUUAAGAAUUUUUAACUUUCUAUGGAAGCUUAGACGGGUCGAGCAUGCACUUAUCGGUGCUUGGAAGACUAUGAAACCAAAUUGUAUAACUUCCCGUUCGUUCACCAAGUUGCAGCAAGCAGUUAAGUUGCAGUUGCUCUCAACAUUGAGAAGAUGCCAGGUUCUGUGGGAUGAUAUGAAUCAUUUCAUUACAAACUUGCAAUACUAUAUCAUGUUUGAAGUUUUGGAGGUGUCUUGGUCUAAUUUUUCAGAUGAAAUGGAAGUAGCCAGAGAUCUUGAUGAUCUGCUGGUAGCACAUGAGAAGUACCUCCAUUCCAUUGUGGAGAAAUCUCUUCUUGGCGAACGCUCUCGAACUCUUUACAAAUCUCUCUUUGUAUUGUUUGACCUUAUAUUGCGAUUUAGAAGUCACGCAGACAGGCUAUACGAUGGAAUUUAUGAAUUUCAAGCAAGAACCAUGGAAUCUCAAGACAAGAACAAGUCAAGAGGGAAAGCAAGUGAUAAAUCCUCUGAGCCUGGUUCAUGGAUUGGUGAGGGUGGGAAAGCCCUGACACAGCGAGCUGGUGAAUUUCUUCGUAAUAUGGGACGAGAACUGGAUGCAAUUGACAAGGAAUAUAAACUAUUGCUUGAUGAUUUCUUAUCUCAGUUACCUGUGCAGCAGCAUGUUGAUUUGAAAUUCCUGCUUUUCCGGCUUGACUUCACUGAAUUUUAUAGCCGGUUGAGUCAAUAGGAAGGCUGUUGAUUUAAUGAUAUUCCAGCGAGGGACUAAAUUCACUACUCAAGGCAGGAAUUGAGUGUAUUAGUUCACCAUGGCACACAAUAUGGCUUGAUGUUCUUAUCUCAGUUACCUGUGCAGCUGCACAUUGAUUUGAAAUUCCUGUUUUUUGGGCUUGACUUCACUGAAUUCUAUAGCCGGUUGCAUCAAUAGGAAGGCUGUUGAUAUUCCAGUGAGGGGCUAAAUUCACUACUCAAGGCAGGAAUUGAGUGCAUUAGUUCACCAUGGCACAUUGCUGAAUGACUGAACAAUCUUGUAGUGCGUUGCUGACAUCUGAUUGUAGUCCAAGUUUAAUUUCUUUGUUUAUAGAUGUUAUUUGCCCCAUUGUGAUCGCUUGUCUGAAGUUUGCAGUGAGUUGAAGGUAUUUUUGUGUUAAAUUGGGGUGUUAAGCAUAAUGUUGUACAUGCGUUGAUUCUAACAGUUUAAUUGAUGAGUUUGUGUUUUCUCACGGCUGUUCCAAGCUGUCCUUUCUAAGCUUGUAUACUUGUACGAUGAUCAACAAUACAUGCCAUGAGCUAUUUUUUUCCAUCUGUUUCUGUU
Tripterygium wilfordii is the source of this 3201-nucleotide messenger RNA. RefSeq names its product gamma-tubulin complex component 3-like. NCBI's taxonomy places the organism in Eukaryota, Viridiplantae, Streptophyta, Magnoliopsida, Celastrales, Celastraceae. Bases 82 to 2616 code for a protein of 844 amino acids. Gene Ontology annotation, molecular function: gamma-tubulin binding; microtubule minus-end binding. The transcript has 3 exons. Gene Ontology annotation, biological process: mitotic cell cycle; cytoplasmic microtubule organization; meiotic cell cycle. The record is from RefSeq and is a predicted model, not a curated record. Gene Ontology annotation, cellular component: equatorial microtubule organizing center; centrosome; spindle pole.